Exophiala oligosperma is the source of this 2647-nucleotide messenger RNA. RefSeq lists its product as uncharacterized. The record is from RefSeq and is a predicted model, not a curated record. The coding region runs from base 218 to 2473 and encodes 751 amino acids. Gene Ontology annotation, biological process: carbohydrate metabolic process; N-glycan processing. Gene Ontology annotation, molecular function: calcium ion binding; mannosyl-oligosaccharide 1,2-alpha-mannosidase activity. Lineage: Eukaryota; Fungi; Ascomycota; Eurotiomycetes; Chaetothyriales; Herpotrichiellaceae. The transcript has a single exon. Gene Ontology annotation, cellular component: endoplasmic reticulum; membrane.
CAAAUACUCUUCGUAGUGCUCAACAACUUCACGUCUGUACAAUAAAUAUUAUUCCCUCCUUCAGAUAUUGCUUCUGUGCACUGUAUAUUAGCCCAUAUCAACCUCCCAUGAUUUAGAUUCCCUUGGUCACACGAGUAAUCGUACCACUCCCACGCCCCUUUCGGCCGGUCCGAAUCCUCAGCAUCUAAAGGAAAGCCACAGGGUUUCUCUAGACUCGAUGUCCUUCCAAGUCCCUCAGAAUGUCCCUUCAGUCACCAGCAACCAACGAGUCUAUGAGGAUACCUAUUGGCGCCAGAAACAAAGUAAUGGCCACGCGAGAGUUGGGUCGGCGGGAAUGGUCGCAUCCAAGAUCAACGACAUCUUUGGGGAGCACAAAGACCUCCCUAUGUACAAGGACAAACCACAUUUUCCUUCUUCCAGCCGAAGGAAGCGGAUGUUACAGCGGAAGAGAGUACUCGCCCUAAUAAUCGUUCCCGUUGUACUUUUUCUGUGGUGGAUGGGCUGGUUACCUUGGACGUCGCGCGCAGUCUACAAGCCUGCUGAACAUCAGCACUCCUUCUACAAGGAUGAGGACUGGUCAGCGCAGAGGGACGCCGUGAGGGAGGUGUUUAAAACAUCGUGGGCGGGAUAUGAAAAGUAUGCCUGGGGCAUGGACGAAUAUAAUCCUUUGACGCGCAAAGGGAAGAACAUGGUGCAAGGUGGAAUGGGUUGGAUCAUUGUGGAUGCGUUGGAUACGGCAAUCAUGAUGAAUUUGACCUCUGAGGUUGCAAAGGCUCGGGAAUGGAUAUCUACAUCUCUGUCCUACACUGCCAACCAUGAUGUUAGCACUUUUGAGACCACGAUCCGUAUGCUCGGAGGUCUUUUAUCGGCAUAUUACUUAUCGACGAGCUUUCCCAACUUGGCACCGCAACGUGACGACGAUACAAACCAACCAGGCGAGGAUCUGUAUAUUGAGAAGGCCACGGAUCUCGCAGAUAGACUCCUCGGUGCUUAUGAAUCGCCUUCGGGAGUUCCAUAUGCGUCGGUCAACCUCAACACUUCGCAAGGUAUUCUGUCUCAUCUGGAUGGCGGCGCUUCUUCGACCGCUGAGGCAGCAACACUCCAGCUUGAGAUGAAGUACCUGGCCAAGGUUACAGGUGAACCGCAUUAUUGGCACAAAGCUGAAAAGGUGAUGGAGGUCAUUGACGCACAUCGGCGAGAGGACGGCUUGCUUCCCAUUUUCAUCUAUCCUGCGACAGGCGAAUUUCGAGGCGAUAAUAUCCGGCUAGGAUCGCGUGGGGACAGUUAUUACGAAUAUUUGAUCAAGCAAUAUUUGCAAACAGGAAAAGUCGAAACCAUCUACCGAGACAUGUGGGAUGAGGCACUAGAGGGCAUCAAAAAACACUUGAUCACCUAUUCUCAACAUGCGUCAUUGACCAUCCUGGCUGAGAGGCAGAACGGACUUCAUUCACCUUUGACCGCCAAGAUGGAUCAUCUCGUUUGCUUCAUGCCAGGAACGAUCGCACUUGCUGUCACAGAGGGCGAGACCGUUGAACAGGCCAAAGCCAGACUAGGUAGUCAGUGGACGAAGAAGCACGAUGAGAACCUGAAACUUGCCGAAGAGCUCAUGAAGACAUGUUGGGGAAUGUAUAAGGUUACACCGACAGGCCUUGCGCCGGAAAUAUCCUACUUCAGGACCGACAGUCCACCAAGGCAAUGGCAAGGCCACGUCGAUCCCGACUGGACACCUCCCGUGUCGGAUGAGCUGUCAGAAGACCACAGAGCCGGGUGGAGAUCUGACUACGACAUCCAUUCCAACGACGUGCAUAAUCUGCAACGACCCGAGACGGUCGAAUCGCUGUUCUACAUGUACCGGAUCACCAAGGACCCCAAAUACCGGCAGUGGGGUUGGGAAAUGUUCGAAGCCUUCCGCGAACACACCAAGGUGAUCGACGAAGUUUCGGGAACGGUCUACGCGUACACCUCGCUCGACACGGUGAUGGACAAUCCGGUCAAAGACCGCAAACGCCGAGACAACAUGGAAAGCUUCUGGCUGGCCGAGACGCUCAAGUACUUUUACUUGCUCUUCUCGGACGACUCGUUCUUCCCGUUGGACAGCGUCGUCUUCAACACGGAGGCACACGCUUUCCCGAAAUUCGACAUCAGCGGGAGCAAGGUCUUCACGACGGGCUGGCAGAGGGCCACCGGCGAUCCGCCAAACCCGAAACCCGGCAGUGAUGGACGCGUGGUGCGCGUCGACGCACCCCAGAAGGUCGAGCGGGAGUCGGACGGUGGUGGUGGCGGCGACCAGAAGCAAAACCCUGCUGUCGCGGUGCCGCAUGAGCACGAGCACGAUGACACAAUGGAGCACGGGCACAUUGAAGAAAGCGGCGGCGGGAAGGAGCAAAUGGAACAUUCGCCGCUGGAGAACUUUAGGGAUUCACGCGUACAAGGCCGAGGAGGCCGAGUGGUUGAAUCACGCGGUCAUGGAUGAAUAAGUUUAGAAACAAGAAACAGGCCCAAGGAGAACUCGAGCAUUGGAUAAGAGAAAGGGCCGAGAAAGUGCCAUUACUUGAGCUCGAAUUGGAUAUGAAUCUAAGUCUUCCUUUUCCUUCUCCCACGUAAGUCAUUGCAUGAUGUAUCGUCGGUCCAAAGCAUAAGAAGAGGC